CACCCCUAUCCCGCUCCCGCGCGCGGGGAAUGGCACAUCCCGAGGUCGCCGCUUCCGCCGGCGCCGCGAGCUGGACGGGCCGCUAGCUGCCCUUGGUGGCGGGGUCGCUGUUGGCACCAGGGCUGGAGUCAUGGCAAGCUUACUUCACUUGGUGCGCGACCACUGGGUGCAUCUGCUUGUCCCGGUGGGCUUUGUCUUCGGAUGCUACCUGGACAGGAGGAGCGAUGAAAAGCUCACAGCUUUCCGAAACAAGAGCAUGCUGUUUAAAAGGGAGUUGAGGCCUAAUGAAGAAGUUACCUGGAAAUAAAGUCACAGGAGGUUCACCUUUUGCAAGUUACGGGAGAAAUAAAACCAUGUUUAUUAUUAUUUGAUUGAA
This is a messenger RNA of Ochotona princeps (American pika), 376 nucleotides long. It is a transcript of the gene NDUFB1, whose product is annotated as NADH:ubiquinone oxidoreductase subunit B1. Gene Ontology annotation, cellular component: mitochondrion. NCBI's taxonomy places the organism in Eukaryota, Metazoa, Chordata, Mammalia, Lagomorpha, Ochotonidae. The coding region runs from base 131 to 307 and encodes 58 amino acids. The transcript is spliced from 3 exons. The record is from RefSeq and is a predicted model, not a curated record.